Molecule: messenger RNA, 751 nt
Organism: Racocetra persica
Lineage: Eukaryota; Fungi; Glomeromycota; Glomeromycetes; Diversisporales; Gigasporaceae
Source: the annotation of a GenBank genome assembly
GUCUCGUCUUUCGUCACUACGCAGAAAAAGGUUCGCCCAAUAACUAUAAAUGGAUCAGAGAAAAAUCAAAAAAGCCGAUUAGGGCAACAGGAAGUAGUCACCAAAGAAUAUACAAAGAGGUAGAGCCUUAUUAUUUGGACACGUUUCAAACACCAAAAGAGUCAAAGAGAAGGACAUAUUCACCAUUUGUUACAAAAAUAUUAGUUCGUCUCGGAAAACUAUUAGGGUAUUAUGAUUUGCCUGUACAAGCUAUUCGCGUAACAAGGGAAAUGUAUCAAAUGUGUGCAUUACGAUUAGAUGAGAAUAGAGAGUUUUUCAUUGAUACUUGCGGAUUACCAGAUAGCUUUCAAACAUGGUUUCAAAUAACUCUGUUACAUGUUUGGAUGUUGAUGGUCAGAUUUAGACCUGAAAAUGAUGGAAAAGUAUAUAUGCAACAAUUAGUGAAUCAUUUAUUUGAUGAUGCAGAAUGGCGAAUGCGAGAGAUACAUGGUAUCACAUCGGGUAGUCUAAUUUCACAUUACAUGAAAGAUUAUCUUUCUCAAUUUCACGGUGCCGUUAUGGCAUAUGAUGAAGGACUUUGUAAGGACGAUCCAGUAUUAGCAACAGCUUUGUGGAGGAACGUAUUGGUUACAGAAGGAUCAGCACAUAAUAUGGCAUGCCUGGUCAAGUAUGUUAGACAGGAGCUUCAGGCUCUAGAUAGAAUACCAUUAGAAAAACUUGCCCAAGAUAAUAAACCAUUAUUGGAUUUAAG